This is a messenger RNA of Pelmatolapia mariae (spotted tilapia), 1604 nucleotides long. RefSeq names its product microtubule-associated protein 1 light chain 3 beta (gene map1lc3b). Gene Ontology annotation, biological process: autophagosome assembly; cellular response to nitrogen starvation; autophagy of mitochondrion. The transcript is spliced from 4 exons. The record is from RefSeq and is a predicted model, not a curated record. Lineage: Eukaryota; Metazoa; Chordata; Actinopteri; Cichliformes; Cichlidae. Gene Ontology annotation, cellular component: autophagosome; autophagosome membrane; cytosol. Bases 222 to 602 code for a protein of 126 amino acids. Gene Ontology annotation, molecular function: ubiquitin protein ligase binding; microtubule binding.
GCUUGCUCCAGCUCGCGCUGACAAAAACAGAGGCAGAGGAAGGAAGCGACGACAUCAAACCAGCUCGGAGCUCAUCUCUAUGCGUUAGUGUUUCGCUAAGAAGCUGCCAGCACCGCGGACACGGAUAGUUUAAUACGUUGUUUUUAGCUUUUAUAUCGCUGCUUCGAAACAGACGCUACCUCCGGUUUCACCUACUGCCAGCUGACCGACUUUGGCGCAACAUGCCUUCAGAAAAAACCUUCAAACAAAGAAGGACAUUCGAACAGCGAGUAGAAGAUGUCAGACUGAUCCGGGAGCAGCACCCCAACAAGAUACCUGUGAUCAUUGAGAGAUAUAAAGGAGAAAAGCAGCUCCCCGUACUGGACAAGACCAAGUUCCUGGUGCCAGACCACGUCAACAUGAGUGAACUCAUCAAGAUCAUCAGGAGGCGCCUCCAGCUAAACUCCAACCAGGCUUUCUUCCUGCUGGUUAACGGUCACAGUAUGGUGUCUGUGUCGGCCGCCAUCUCUGAGGUGUACGAGCGAGAGCGCGACCAAGAUGGCUUCCUCUACAUGGUAUACGCCUCCCAGGAAACCUUCGGUGCUGCCACAACUGCCCAGUGAACAACCUUCCUUCAUCCCUCCGUUUCUUCUUCCACUGGACCCGGCGACUGGACAGUUGUAGUUUUUAGUUUCCCCGUCCCCCCUUUCAUGUCUCUUGUCACAUUCUUUUGAGUAUUAACUGUAAGAACUAAAACACAGACACAAACUGCUAAAUCUAAACACAGCGUCUGAUCGUCUGUCAGCUCAUUUUGGUCCUGGUUAUUUGUCUGUGUGCCGCCACUCUCAGCCUGUAGCAUAAAGCCGCAAGGGGUGACCAGAAACAGCAGAGUUUAGGUAGAGAAAUCCCCACCCCACCUAAAAUGUAACCGACUCAGGCCAAUAAGAGUAUAAAUAUAUCUGGAUAAAUCCUGUCCUCUGGCAUUUACGUGUUGAUGGCAUUUUCAGUUUCCAGUGUUGUGGCUACACGUCUCCUAGGCUGUAUUUAUGUUAAUGUAUAUAUAAAUUUCAGGUAGUGAUGUUACAUAAAAAGGUGGUGAGGCUCACCACUUAUCUGUGUCUCUAUAUAUACAUUAGACAAUGAACAAAGCCAGCCUUCUGUUGCAGUUAGAAGAUAAAGCUUGGGGAUUUCUUUUGCCAGAGAGAUUUGAGAAUUAAGAAGAGAAGAUCCUUAAGCGUCACGUGUCGUCACAUUCCCUUCAGGGUCCUCCUUCUUUGCCGUUUUUACACCUCCCUGCAUUUUGUAGUCUGAAGCAUCCUCGCUGUAUGAUGUUAGGAAACUGCUUUGCUCUUGAAACAGAUGAUUGUAGUCCACCAAAAAGAGAAAAAGAAAAAAAAGAUGCCUUGGUGUACAGAUAUUGUUGACUUUGAAUAUAAAAGGGGUUCCGAUGUGAGUGUAACCAAGUUGAUUUUUGGACACACUAUGAGGAGCGUGGUCUGAUUGCACAAGUUAAUGGAGGAUUGAUGGUGUUGCUGGAAGAAAAAAAAAUGCAGAUAAGGGGAGGAGUUUGCCAUGUCCUCAUCCUUUUUUCUUUUUUUUUUUAAAUUCAUUUUUUUUUUUUUUUU